CAUAACAGAAUGGCAUAACCAGAGAGUGCAUUUAUCCUUUAGCAAAAGAAAAAAAGAAAAAAAAGAGUGCAUCAGAUUAAUUCAGAAGAAUGGGUGAAGAGGUGAAAAGCUUGGUUGUUGAAGAGGAAAUGGGGGUGGUGGAAAGCAAAGAAUGGUACUUGGUAUCUUAUGCUCCACACGGUGUUCCAACCACCGAUCAUCUUAAACUCCGCAAGGUUCGUCUAUCAAUUGCACCUGAAUCAAUCCCUGACGCCCAUGUUGCCAUUGAGAUGCUGCUUUUCUCUGUAGAUCCAUAUCUUCGAGGCAGAUUCACUGGAACCUUAGAUGGCCUUUAUUUUCCGCAGUUUGAACUCAACCAGGUGAUCACAAUAUUUGGGAUUGGAAGAGUGAAACGAUCAAAUGACAGUAAAUAUGAAGAGGGAGAUAUUGUUUUGAGUGCAAGUUUUCCUGUUGCUGAGUAUUGUGUGAUGCCCUCCAGUGAGAUCGAUGCAAAAAUUGAUGCUGCAAGUGGGAUUUCAUUGCCGGAUUAUCUGAGCACUCUAGGAGUGCCUGGAUUUGCAGCAUGGCUGGGGAUAGAGGUGGUGGCAGACCCCAAACCUGGUUCAAAUGUGUUCAUAUCUGCAGCUUCAGGUGGUGUGGGAAUGAUUGCUGGUCAAUUGGCUAAGAUCAGAGGUUGUAGGGUCAUCGGAAGCACGGGAUCUGAUGAAAAAGUGAGGCUAAUCAAAGAGGAAUUUGGGUAUGAUGAUGGAUUCAACUACAAAAAGGAAGAGGACCUUGAUGCAGUUCUAAGCAAGUUCUUUCCUAAUGGUAUUGAUGUUUACCUUGACAAUGUUGGCGGGAAGAUGCUUGAAUCUGUACUGAAUCAUGUCAACAAGUUUGCCAGGAUACCACUUUGCGGGAUGAUAUCUCAAUAUAACCAGGUUUGGACUGAAAGAGAAGGCGUCAGGAAUCUUUUGAAUUUGGUGGGCAAGGAAGUAAGAAUGGAAGGGUUUUUGCUGAAAACACAUUUCAAUCGUUUUGGAGACUUUGCAAAAGAGAUUGAGGGCCACAUAAAAGAAGGGAGGCUUAAGCCCAAGACUAAAAUAAACUUCGGAAUUGAGAGCUUUUUGGAUAGCUUGAACUCCUUGUUUUCUAGCUCUAAUAUUGGAAAAGUAGUUAUUCAAGUUAAUAAGGCUUAAGUAUGCUUGAUCAAGUUGCCGUUAUAAUUUUUCUUCAAUAUAUUUCACCCCCUCUCCCAUUUUCCAGUCAUUUAUUUUAUAUUUCACGCAUGAAGAGAGAAUUUGUGUAAUAAUUAUUUGAUUUGUGUGAAGGAGAUUUUGAAUUUCUUCCAUUAACUAGUGCAAGUAAUAAAUUCUGUGUUUCUUCAUACAUGUUAUAAAAUUUAUUUCCCAA
This is a messenger RNA of Glycine soja, 1392 nucleotides long. RefSeq names its product 2-alkenal reductase (NADP(+)-dependent)-like. NCBI's taxonomy places the organism in Eukaryota, Viridiplantae, Streptophyta, Magnoliopsida, Fabales, Fabaceae. The transcript has 6 exons. The record is from RefSeq and is a predicted model, not a curated record. Gene Ontology annotation, molecular function: 2-alkenal reductase [NAD(P)H] activity. The coding region runs from base 90 to 1178 and encodes 362 amino acids.